CAACCACACUCGGCCCAACUCGGCCCAGUUCGACCGCUCCUCUUCGUUCUCCCUCUCCCUCCUCCGAAAACCCUUGAGUGCGCUUCUCUGUUCAACGAAGAGAAGAGGAAAAGGAGCUCCUUUGCGAUGUCCUGUCGCUCGAUCGAGCUCUCCGAAGCCAUGGCGAUGCGUCAGAAGGGCCUCGACUCCAUCGUCUUCUUCGAGGACGCGCGUAAGGCCGCGGAGGAGGCCUACGCCAAGAAUCCUCUCGACGCCGAGAAUCUGACGCGUUGGGGAGGAGCGCUUUUUGAGUUGUCGCAGUUUCAGAAUGACCCUGAUAUUGUGAAGUAUGUGGAAGAUUCCAUUUCAAAGUUGGAGGAAGCCUUGGAGGUGGUUCCGAGAAAGCAUGAUGCUCUGUGGUGCUUGGGGAAUGCUCACACCUCCCUCGCUUUUUACACUCCGGACCUCGAGAUGGCGAAGACCUACUUUGCAAAGGCAACACAGUGCUUCGAGCAGGCUUUGGAGGAGGAUCCCCGAAAUGAGUUGUACUUGAAGUCAUUGGACUUGUCAUUCAGGGCACCUGAACUGCAUUUAGAGUUCCAUAGGCAGAUGACCAGUCAACAGGCUUCACAGGGCGCAUCCUCUUCUCCGAAUGCGAAGGCAUCCAAAAAGAACAAGAAUAAGAAGGAUAACAGUGACUUGAAGUACGACGUACUUGGGUGGGUGAUUCUUGUGGCCAGAAUCGUUGCGUGGGGGGUGGGGAUGACCAAAUAUAAUGUUCCUUAUCCACCUUCUGGGCAUUGAGGUCCAUUUCCAUUUCGAGAAUGAAAUUCUGCUGCCUUUCGAUGCUUCAAUUUCUGCGUCUGCUGCAUGAAGACGUCGAUGUUUGUGCAGAGAUUGCAAUUUUUUUUUCUUAUUCUUUUUCUGAAGAAAACAUCUCAUCAAAGUAUGCUUUUCUUCUUUCUUUUUACAAAAUUAGUUUGUUAGAGGCCUUUGGUGCCAUCAGUGUAUCUUCUGAUUAGGUUUUUUUUUUCUUUAUUUUAAACCGGGAAUAAUAGUUUUGAUAAGUUAGCAUAUGUUGUCUUAUGAGCUAAACUGUUGCUACAAUUCAUAAGGGUUUGGUAUAGUCUUUGCAUUUUGUUUUACUUACCUUCAUCGUAAAUGGAGUUCGUGGUGGAAAACUUUCUAUGGUUUUAUUCUCUAAA
Messenger RNA from Ananas comosus (pineapple), 1184 nucleotides. RefSeq names its product mitochondrial import receptor subunit TOM20-like. Gene Ontology annotation, biological process: protein insertion into mitochondrial outer membrane. Gene Ontology annotation, cellular component: mitochondrial outer membrane translocase complex. The coding region runs from base 127 to 783 and encodes 218 amino acids. The record is from RefSeq and is a predicted model, not a curated record. NCBI's taxonomy places the organism in Eukaryota, Viridiplantae, Streptophyta, Magnoliopsida, Poales, Bromeliaceae. Gene Ontology annotation, molecular function: protein binding. The transcript is spliced from 6 exons.